This is a messenger RNA of Botrytis fragariae, 375 nucleotides long. RefSeq names its product putative hit family protein 1 protein. The record is from RefSeq and is a predicted model, not a curated record. The coding region runs from base 1 to 375 and encodes 124 amino acids. The transcript has 5 exons. Gene Ontology annotation, molecular function: catalytic activity. Gene Ontology annotation, biological process: nucleotide metabolic process. Lineage: Eukaryota; Fungi; Ascomycota; Leotiomycetes; Helotiales; Sclerotiniaceae.
AUGGCAUCCCAAGCAGCGUGUAUCUUCUGCAAGAUAAUCAAAGGCAAGUUUCUCAUCACUGUGCUUGCGUUUUUGGAUAUUAAUCCUUUGUCCAAGGGUCAUGCUCUCGUAAUCCCCAAACACCACGGCGAGAAGUUGGUCGAUAUUCCCGAUGAUCAAUUAGAGGAGAUUCUGCCCGUAGUAAAGAAACUCGUCGUAGCAACCGGUGCGGAAAACUACAAUGUGCUUCAGAAUAAUGGACGUAUUGCGCAUCAGGAGGUUGAUCACAUCCCCAAACCCUCCACCGAAGAAGGAUUGUCCAUCGGCUGGCCGCAACAAAAAACCGACAUGGACAAACUAAAAGCUCUCUUUGCAGAGAUAAAAUCAAAGAUGUAA